AUGUCAAUAGCCGAGUUGACCGCCCGACGAAUGGAACGCAAGAAGGCUUCUACUCUACGCGAACAAGCGGGGCAUGCCAGGAAAGGCCGGCGGCGGACGAGUGUCGCCACCGCUACAGCUGCAGCGAAUGCCUUCAUGGAAGCUCAUCGCACAGACGACUUGUUGGGGCGGCUAGCGGAACAACGAAAGCCAACGUCACCACAGCGGCUUCAGCGUGCCGAAGCAAUGCCACUGACUCAUACCAUUCCGUUCAAGCUGGUAGCACAAACUCGGGCCGAGAAACAGCUUGUGGACCUCUUCAUCCGACGGUACCAGAGCGGCGAAGACGGAGACUACCUUGCAGAGGCAUACUACGGAGACGGCGAGCCCCUCGGAGUUACGUUUCCGGGGUACUUUUACCGGGACGUACAGGUCUGCGCUAACUGCUAUGAGUUCUACACUCUAGUUGAAAAAGUUCGCAUGGAGGCUCUGGAUCAAAUCGCACGGCGGCAGAAAUCGAGUCCAAAUCGUCGAAGUCAAAUCGCACGGCGGCAGAAACGCAAGCAGGUGCAGGAGCUUUCUAUUGCCGAAAGAGGAGAGGAAGAAGAGGAAGAAAACCUCGACAAUGAUGGAGACACCGAUAACAAUGACGAGGACCUGGUGACAGAUAGACUCCAGUAUGUCUGGAAACAUGUGUGGGCGCAGACUUCUAGAGUUGCUGCAUCAAUUACCAAGAAGGAUGCUGCCGAGCUGUACAGCUUCGUGAAUCCACACCCAGCGGUAGCGAUGGUCAUGAGUGCGCUGGGUGCACUCCUUCUAGGGUCACGAGGAGAAGACUGGUGCGAGGUCAAGCGAGUGAUAACCCAGGACAAACUCCUCUCACGGAUGCACCGCGUCGACUUGGAAGCUCUAUCCGAGUGGGCCGUCUUGCAGGCAGCAGGUCAUGCUCGAAAUCCGCUCUUUACACCAGCACAGAUCGCGCCGAUCAGUUCAUGCGCUGCUCGAUUCUGUGACUGGAUUCGGACCGUGUUGCAAGCUUACUCGUGGAAGCACAGGCUUCAAAUGCAAGACCUGGAGACUCGACGUAUGCUUUGCCUGCUCAAGCCGGAGAUCCUGCCACCGGGCAUUGGCGUAGCUCAACUGGGAGAUGCCCAGCGUGGAAAUGCAACAGCGAAGCGAAGGAAAACAAAUGACCCCGGCAACGACGACUCAUUAUCCAGAACGCGACGUCAGUCUCAGCAGAAACAAGCUGCUCGCCGAGCUAUCCAAGCUCAGCAAAUGGCACGGCUUGCAGCCCCAUCGGGUCUUCAAGAUGGAGUAGUGGGGAACACAGCAGACAGUGUGUUCACCUGUCAGGAUGGAGUCACGCAAAUACCAUACGCUGUCAUCGGCCAGCCCAUCGGUGAGACUGCGAAGUGCAAUCUCGUGGUAUUCCACGACCUCUUCGACACAUUUGAAAGCACUCGAGUAUUUUUCCGACCAAUUGUUGCGCGAAACGUGGGUGCUCGAGCUUUGUUGUUCAAUUUUCCGGGUCAGUCCGGAUCGGCAUACGCAGUCGACGACCAAGCUCGUGAAGAAGACAAACUCGUGCUCAACAACAUGUGGCUCGCUCGUCGAGUACACGAGUUGCUGAAUUUUCUGCAGCACACGACUCAGUUCGUCACCACUGGCGCCCCAUUUCACAUCGUCGGCUUCGGCAAUGGUGCAAACGUGGCCACGUGCUAUACCGCUCUCAUUUAUACAGCGGUGACUAACGCCAUCACGCUUGACGGUCGCAUCCGGCUAUGUCGUGGUGCACUUCGCCACGUGGAUCUCGGCUCCCAACUUGCAGAGAUCGGUGUGCCUCUUGUUCUUGUUCAAUCUGUGGAGAAUACGCUGGUAUCCCCCACCAACGUGGACCCUUUCCUCCAGGGUCGUUCCAGCGUGCAGCACGUGUGGUCUCAUCAGCAACCGCACACCAGCGACCUGCGUUCCAAGACUCGAGCUCAGUUGCGGAAAGCGCUGGCUACGCCCAAAAGCGCCUUCGUAUCCUGGCUUCGCGCUGGGCACGAGCUUCGCCAGGAAGCAAAAUGCUACGUAACUGAGGUGAUCGAGAUGCUCGUGAAUUGCCAAAUGGAGCCGCCCGAUAAAGAGCGUGCUGCAUUUGAGCAGGUAGAUAGCUGCCAACCAGCAGCGGGUAAGGAACAGGAGCCAAAGUUGGUUGUGAAAAACGAACCAGCGGAUCGACAAGCCAACGAAAACGCAUCCAGUACACUUGAAUUACGAGCUGUACCAAUUUCUGAGGCCCCGAGGCAGCCCUUAGGUGCAGACCCUGUUGGCAACCAGCCACCUUCUCAACAAGUCCACAAAUCUCCGUAUGAACUUCAGCUUGAGAAAUCGGAGCGCGCUUUUCAGGAGGCGCUACGCACUCACGAAGCCCAAAAGGCCGAGUACGAGAAGAAGAAGUGGCUCCAGCAGCAACAAAAACAGAAGAAUGCCGGCGAGUCAGCUGAUGAGAACACAACAAAAGAUGAGAACGUGAUCGCCGCGACAACCAGAGCUGCUGAGGUCCCAAUAACGCAAUCUGUGGUGCCCAUGGACAUGCUACUGCCCCCUGCUCUUCCUGCCGCAGUAAUGCACCCCCAGCAGUUGUCGGAUAAGCGUGACGAACAUCAAACGCCGCAAUAUCCCCAGCAAAGUGAAGCAAGCAACACAGCUCAAGUGGAUGACGACAUUGAAAGCGUUCGAGCCAAAAUUCGAGCUGAAGAAGAGCGUCUCGAGCAAGAAGCGGAAGAGCAACGUCAAAAACAUCGGACGGCAACAGAGGAACGCAUGGCUGCUCUGCGCGAAGAGCAGGAACGCCGGCGGCGCGAAUGGGAACAAGAAGAUCGUGACCGACUGGCAGCUCUUGAAGCGCAACUGCAAACUCAGCAGGCCGAACGACUUGCCGCAUCUCAGCAGCGGGAUCUCGUGCAGCUAGCACAAGACGAAGCAGUGCUGGCUGUGGGCUCCACACCAUCAGAAUCGUCACCAUCGGCAGCUCCACUGGUAGUGGAACCGUCCAUCGAGAUGCCUAGUCCUGCGAUAACUUCCCCGACUGCGUUGCUGGCUCCGACAGUGGAAGCAACACGCCAGCAAAUUCGAGAGCAGCCAGAGCUCCCGAGCUUGUUCGACCAACUCGAAGCGGAAGAACAUGCUCGAAAACGUCGGGAGCACAAGCGUCGAGCUUUUGGGCCUGGCCUAGUAGCAGGAAGCCAUCUAACCGGUGAGCAGUACGACGAGGUGCGUUCAUCACUCCAACAAAACUUCCGCGAAGACACCCGGGCGAAUGAAUCGAACAUGAAACGCGAACUGCGAAGGAGGCGAGACGCUCAAGCUACGCGAGUGCAGAAGUACAUCCGUCGGUUCUUAGCAACGCGUCGAGUUGAUCGAAUCCGACGCGAAAUGCAGCAAGAGCGUGUGAAAAACUUCGCCGGUGGUGAGAUCGUGAGGAUAGCACGAGGUCGGCUGGGUCGUCGACGAUUCCGCCGGUUGUUUGAAGAGAAAGAAGAGGCUGCAAGACGAUUGCAUGCCGCCAUACUCAUCGAGACCGUCUUCCGGGGGUUCUCGUGUCGUGUGGCUUACCGCGCAAAGUUGCGAGAAAGUAAGGCGCGCAUGCUAGAACGAGUGUAUCGCGGUCAUCUUGGACGCAGACGUGCUCGAAGACUGCGCGAGGAGCACGAGCGUCGUCGUUAUCAGGAUCGGAAUGCUGCCAAGCUGCAGGCUACUUGGCGCAUGUACGUCGCGCGUGGCCAGUACCUCACUGUUCGGUUCUCGGAGCUUGCAGCGUUGGAGAUCCAGCGGAUGUAUCGUGGUCUUUUAGGACGUCGAGAGGCUGCACGCAAGAAGCAGUGGCGCGAUGCAGCGCCUGGGGCUGAAAGACUGGCACUUGGACUACAGUUGAUUGAAGGCUCAAAGCAGGCAUUUGAGCGCCAACAAAGCGAGCUCGACGCGCUCCACCGUGCACAGGAGGCAGCAGAACGCCAGGUUAGCGCUGUGCACAACGAGCUUCGUGAAGCCGAGAAAGAGCUAGCAGUGCUGGAGCGCGAGCUACAGGAGAUCGACCAGCUAGAUGCCGACGUACGGGAGUUGACCCACGAGGCGGAGCGAUUGCAUGCUGGUGGUGUCGAAGGCUUGCUGCGCAACCACCGCUCGUCACAACAGCACCAACAUCUAGGCAACGGAGUACCUGAAGCCUCUUCAGCGGACAACAACGACGCUGCACCAUACGAACUCGGAGCGGAAAAUGCGUUUGAGUCCAAGGAAGCUCUCAAAAAGCGCCAAGCCGAUGCCUACGCAGUUGAGAUGGCACUCAGCAUCAAGCGUAGUGAGCGUGAAAAGAAGAAGCGCGACCUCGAGGCUGAAUUCGCUGGGGCAUUCGCUGAGGUUCAACGGAAGCGAGAAGCUUUGGCCGCGCUGGAAGAGCGCCUGGCAGACAUGGAGCAGACGCGCAUGCGGAAGGAUCGAGAGUUUGCUCGCCUGCAGCGCCACUUGAUGGAGUUGUUGGAAGAGCAGAAGCUCGAGCUUGAAAACUUGCGCGAGAAGGGUAUCGAGCUUGAGACAGCAACAGCCACCUCGGCAGCGGCAGCAGCGGCCACAGCAGCUAAGGCGCGCGAGCAUGAGGCACGGUCGCAGGCCAUGUUUGAGUCCACGGAGGAACUCAUGAAGUUUCAGUUCAUGUCAAUGUCGUUGUCGUACUUCAGCUCGCUCAACAUGCUCAAGAACCUGCGCGAUAUCAACGCUGACACCACUGCGGCGGCCAUCACCACCACAGCGGAGACUGCCGCCACUGCUGCCGCUGCCGCUGCUGCUGCCAACAUUACGCCGGUCACUGCAGCUCUUGCGAAGAAGAAGGUAGGCGGAGAUGCCAUCAGUAAUCUGCUCACGACGGUGGCUCAGCGCAAGCAGCAGGAGCUAGCACAGCAGCAACGCGAAGAAGGGGAAGCGUUAGCACCCGGAAAGCAGCAGCCAUUGCCCGAGGAGCUGCGCGCUUGGACCGUCGACGAUGUGGGUCGAUGGCUCGACAGUUUGUCCUUGCCGCAGUACAAGGCUGCAUUCCGCGAGGGUGCAGUGGACGGCGAGUUCCUCAUUGAGCUUCGUGCCGAGGAUAUGGCCGAGGUUCUCGGUGUAUCACACAAGCUGCACCGGGCGCAACUGGAUGCUGUCAACCACGAAGCGAACGCAGCACGCGCUCGCGGACAGGAGCCGGCUGGAGGAGAAGAGGUCUCCUUGGAGGUUGACACCGUGUUCUCGCAGGCGCGCAAUGGACGCAUGAAGCGGCUCGUCGAGAGUCUGGACGCGGGCUUCCCGAUCGAUAGCGAGGACGACAAGGGCAACACGCUGCUGCUGCUCGCCUGCCAGAACGUGAACCAGCGGAUGGUGGAGCUCUUAGUCACACGCCGAGCCAAUGUGAACCAUCGCAACGCACAGGGCAACACGCCUCUCCACUUCGCGAUGGCGUACGACGGCGAAGGGGUCCUGGGCGAGUACCUGAUCGCACACGGCGCCGACGACACCAUCGAAAACAACAGUGGCCUCACACCGUACGACGGGCUCACGGCCGAAUGA
Molecule: messenger RNA, 5565 nt
Organism: Phytophthora sojae
Lineage: Eukaryota; Oomycota; Peronosporomycetes; Peronosporales; Peronosporaceae
Exons: 4
Coding region: 1-5565 (1854 amino acids)
Biological process (GO): negative regulation of MyD88-independent toll-like receptor signaling pathway; response to axon injury
Molecular function (GO): signaling adaptor activity; protein binding; NAD+ nucleosidase activity
Source: RefSeq, a predicted model, not a curated record